CCACCACCAGCAUCACCAGCAUUACCACCAGCAGCACCACCACCAGCACCACCAGCACCACCAGCACCACCAGCACCACCACCACCAGCACCACCACCAGCAGCAGCACCACCACCACCAGCACCACCACCAGCAUCACCACCAGCACCAGCACCACCACCAUCAGCACCACACAAACACAGCAGCACCACCACCAGCGACCCCCCCUCUCUCUCUCCGCGUGAGUCGCUCGCUGCGUCUCCCACCCCCACACCGCACCCCAUGCCGUCUGCGGCAAACUUAGUGCCGAUUGUUGCUGCCCGCCUGGCGCUAAAGCUGCUCGGAGACUCAGGCACGGAGACUCCGUUGUGAUGGCUGCAGUGAUGAUGACGUCAUCCGAUUUGGUCACGAAGGAAACGCAACUCAACCUGGAUUGUGACGCAUCAACAACAUCAACGACAACAACAACAUCGUCAUCACCCUCAACGCUCACAUCAAACUCAGCAGCAACAACAACAACAACAUCACCACCAUUAUCACUAUCAACAAUACCACUUCAACCAUCAACACCAUCGCCACCACUACACUCGGGCCAACAGGCAAACCCAAGGGUACAGGCGGUGUCCCCGCUACAGCCUCGCCUACAGCCCACGCAACAGUCACCCUGUCCCCCGAACCCAAGUCUACAGGCAGCCCCUAAGCUCCCCCGAGACCAGCAGGCGGUCGCCAAGACACAGGCGGUCGGUCCCCUACAGGCCGAGCUACAGCCGGCCUCUCGACCGGCCUCUCCGCCGCACUCCGAACUACAGGCAAACCCGUCGGCGCAUUCGGUCUCUUGGCUACAGCCGGAGAGGCCGUCGCCGAGGGUACAGGCCGUCUCCCCGCUGCGGCCAAAUCCGCUCCACCCCGCUCAGCCCCCUACUCUGACUCCACUACAGCCCAACUACGAACUGCAAGCAUGCUCGCAGCUACAGCCCAACCGGUGGCCGCCUCCCGUGCUACGCCCCGAUCAGCGGCCGAACCCGGCGGUCCCUCCGCUACAGGCGGACCGACAGCCGGGCUACGACGCACAGGCAACGUCGCUUCUACACUCGGACUUCCAGCCGGGCCUACAGUCGAACAACAACCCCGUGCCACAUUCAGUCUCUCCGCUACACCCGAGCCAGCAGUCGGCCGCUUGGCUACUGUGGAAUCGACAGUCGGGCAACGGCCCAACGCCACCGUCGGCCUCUCCGCCGCAGCCCCUCCGUGCACCGCAGGCGGACGGCGGUUGUGAGCGGGCGCCGGCGUUCCCCUGGCAACUGGACCCCCUUUCCGCCUCGGCCCCCCGCAGAUCUUCUUCCCCUGGGCUCUUAGAACGCUGGGCCCAAGCGUCGCCGGCACGGUCCUUCGGCAACGCGGCCGCUCACGCCGUGGGAAUUCCGGCUCCUGGCCCCGUGGAAAUUGCGCCUCCUUCCUGGAGAAUUCCGUUCCCGUCUCCCUCCUCCGGAACUUUGGCAGCGGCCGCAUGGGGAAUGCCGAGCGCUGCGUGGGGGGAAUCCGAGACUUCCGCAGGAAUCUCUGCUCCUUCCCCGGGAGGGCUCUGGGCGGCUUCACCGUGGACCUCCGGAAUUCCGAGUGCCGCGUUGGGAAAGCCGUCACUGCCAUCUCCACCGUCGUCGAGAAAUCCGGGAAUGUCGACCCCUCCGCUGGGGUAUCGUGAGAAGUCUCCCGGAGCGUCGACCCCUCCGCUGGGGUACCGUGAGAAGUCUCCGGGAGGGUCGACCCCUCCGCUGGGGUACCGUGAGAAGUCUCCGGGAGCGUCGACCCCUCCGCUGGGGUACCGUGAGAAGUCUCCGGGAGGGUCGACCCCUCCGCUGGGGUACCGUGAGAAGUCUCCGGGAGGGUCGACCCCUCCCCUGGGGUACCGUGAGAAGUCUCCGGGAGGGUCGACCCCUCCCCUGGGGUACCGUGAGAAGUCUCCGGGAGGGUCGACCCCUCCGCUGGGGUACCGUGAGAAGUCUCCCGGAGUUUUCCCGCAGGCUCCCUGUGGCACUUCCAACUCAUUCCUGACACUUACAGCUACGGGGCAACAACAACAACAACAGCUGCAGUACCCACAACAACAACAACCACCACAACAACAGCUGCAGUACAGACCACAACAAUCGCAGUACCCACAACAACAACCACCACAACAACCGCAGUACACACAGCAACAACCACCGCCACAACAACCGCAGUAUCCACAACAAUCCCCACAACACACACAUCAACAGCAACUGCAGUACACACAGCAGCAACAACCACAACAACUGCAGUACCCACAACAACAACAACAACCACAGUACAAACAGCAACAACAACAGCAAUACACACAGCAGCAACAACAACAACAACCAUCGCUGCUUUACACACCACCACAACAACAACAACAACAUUCGCCACAGUACCCACAGCAGCAACCAUCGCUGCUUUACACACCACAACAACAACAACCGCAACAACCCCAGUACCCACAGCAGCAACCAUCACCACAGUACACACCACCACCACCACAACAACAACAUUCACCACAGUACACACAGCAAACACAACAUUCACUGCAGUACACACAUCAACAACCACCACAACAACAACAACCGCAGUACACUCAACAACAAUACGCACAGCAGGCACAACAAAAUUGCGCGCAACAGUCGCCACCACAAACACAACAACCAUCGCCACCACCGCAGUACACACAGCAACAACAACAACCACAACAACCACAACAUUCAUCACCGCAGUACGCACGGCAGCAAUCGCCAUUACAACCUUCACUGCAGUACACGCAGCAACCACAACAACAACAACAACAACCAUCACAACAACAAUAUCACACGCAGCAACAACAACAACUAUCUCCACAACAAUAUCACACACAACAACAACUAUCUCCACAACAGCAAAAGCACACACAGGAACAGCAACAGUUGUACACUCAACAGCAGCAUGUCCAGAUGGAUUACACACAGCAAUUACAGCCACCGUAUGCACAACCACCCUAUGCACAACAGCCGUACACCCAGUACACUCAACAACAGCCGUACACACAGCAACAGCCAGAUCACAUUCAACAUUCGCAGUACACGGAGGAACAGCAGCAGCAGCAGCUGCAGUACAGCCAACACCGUCAGAUUUCACCGCAACAGUACUACACACAGCAGCAACAACAACCACCACAACAACCACUACAACAACCACUACAACCACAACAGUCGCAGUACGCACAACCACAGCUGCACUCGCUCCAUCAGUCGUCGCCCACACGGUCGCAGCAUGGGACACCACAACCAAAGCACAGCCCGCAACAGCCGGACGUACAGCCGCCACCACUACUGCAACAGCAACAGAAGCAGUACCAGCAGUACCAGCAGUACUUGCAGUACCAGCAUCAUCAUCGGCAGCAGCAGCAGCAGCAGUUUACACGGCAACAAUCGGUAACACUACAACAGCAGCGUCAGCAGCAGCAGCAGCUGGAGAAGAACUUGAACCAGGAGCUUGUGGAGAUGGCGAUGCGCGACUCGUACGAGGAUGCUUUGCUGCGCCACCAGACGCUGCGUUUCCAGUCUCUGGUGGAGGAGACGCGGAGACUCGGGGAGACACGGGACAAGCUGAGACUGGAGGUGUGCGAUGCGGAGACGCGGAGACACCGAGAUACGGAGACACGCGGAGACAUGGGUCUCAUGAUGGAGGAGGUGUGGAGAUUGCGGAAGCUGUGUGUGGGACUGCAGGUCUCCGUGGCAUGUGUUUGCAGAGAGCUUGACCUCCUGGGAGACACAGGGAUGCCCUUUGACCCGGAUGUGAAUUCAAACUUCCAUGACAACAUGGGUUACCCUGGACACAAGCUACCUCGAGUGAAGACAGUCGGCCACACGAAGCCGAAGGCGGGAGAAGGGGGGAGCGAGACGAAGGUGGAGGAGGCGGUGACGGCGGUGGGGGCGGUGACGGCGGUGGGAGCGGUGGGAGCGGUGGAGGCGUUGGAGGCGGGCUCGUGGGACUGUAUCUACUGCACGUUCGCCAACCACGGCAGCCUCCCGCACUGCGAGCUCUGUGAGAUGCCCCGGCCAUUGUGAAGUGGGGAGGAGGCACCGGGAGAGAUUCGGAGACACGGGGACGGAGACACGGGGUGGGCGGGGGGGGGGAGACACGGGGAGACACGGGGAGGAGACACGGGAGAGUGACACAGGGAAAGACUCGGAGACACGGGGAGACACAAUGUGAAGCUGGAAUAUGACACGGUGGGGGGUGGGGAGACACGGGGGGACACGGGGAGACGCGUUGCGACUGGGAGAAACGGUGAGACAAUGGGGAUACUUUAAGGCACACUUGGAGACACGGCGAGACACUGGGGGACACUGGGGGACGAAUUGAGACACUGAGAGAUGCUGGCAUACAUAGUAAGACACUGGAAAAAACUGAGACGGGGAGACACUUGAGACACUGUGAGACAUUGUGAGACACUGUGAGACAUGGGGAGACAUGGAGAGAUAGUGUGAGACACUGGGAGACGAGACACUGUGAGACACUGUAAGACACUGUGAUACACUGUGAGACACUGUGAUACACUGUGAGACACGGAGAGACAUGGGGAGACAUUCAGACAGGGAGACAUGGAGAGAUAGUGUGAGACACGGGGAGACAUGGGGAGACAUGGGGAGACACGAGGAGACACUGUGAGACAUGGGGAGACAUGGGGAGACACUGUGAGACACUGGGAGACACGGGGAGACAUGGGGAGACAGUGUGAGACAUGGGGAGACAGCACGGGGAGGGAGGAGACCCGGGGAGGAGACACGGGGAGUAGACAGUAUGAGAGGGCUGUACACACUGAUCCAGUUGUAUGGUUUGUUUUUGCAUUUGUCUGAGACCAAGUUUAAUUGUAUAUUCCAAUUUGUUUAAGCAAUGCUGUGUGGAUUUGUAAAUGGUAAUGGCUGCCUAUUAUCAAGUACGUAUCUGUGUGUGUGUGUUGUACUUCUGUCGCACCGUAACGGAGCCAAUUGUGCUCAUCGGAGGUGCGGGGGAACGACAACAAACUAAAUGCAACAAGCAGUUCUAAAGAAGUGCGUUUGUCAAUGUAGAUGAUGAUUUAAAAGUGCAUAACUCCAGUGGCUUCCUGAUAUCUGAAGGAAGAGCAUUCCAGAUGGCCGCAGAAGCAGAUCUGCAAGCGCCGCACGGUGCGGUGACCGUCUUUGUCUGAUGGUUUUUAGUGUGAGUUUUCAAGCAAUACUUUCCACAGGUCUACCCCCGACUUGGGAAAAGGACGCGUUGGUGAGACGUUAACUACCUCGCCUGGUAUACAGGAGGUCGUGGGUUCGAUACCCACCCUGGCGCCUGCUGCUGUGUAUUUGGAGUCUGCGUGUCUCUCUCAUCAUCAUUAUCACUGUGGCUCGGAGAUGUUGACUGCCUCGCCUGGUAUACAGGAGGUUGUGGGUUUGAUACCGACCCUGACGCCUGCUGCUGUAUAUUUGGAGUUUGCGUGUCUCUCUCUCUCUUCCCGUGGUCGCGUGGAUUUUUCUGCGGCUCCUCUGGUUUUUCCGUCCACAUUUAGAAUCAACGUGCGUUCGGAUUUUUUUGGCUGCUGCUGCUGUAAAUUUCCACGUGAUUUGCAACUCCGUUAAGCUGAUAUUAUUAGUGCCCAGGUACCUGGAUAAAUACAAAAAAUAGUUUCGUUUUAAGAAACGCGAGCAAAAACGAAAUUUCGGAAAUCGGAAAGUCCCCACCAAUGUAAUGCUAAAAAUUAGCGCUGUGUUUCAGACAGUCAGUUAUUCCUCCAGGAUAAAUAAAGAUUCUGAUUCUGACAAUACACCCCACCUAUACAACUGCUUACAAUAGAAUAAUUAUAAUGAACACACACAUUAAAACAAUCGAAUCAUAAUUCAAAACAGAUGUAAUUAACGCAAACCUGUCAACCCCUCAGUGCCAUCACAGACCAACUCAGACCUUAGUGGUCACCCCGUUCCCUUAUAAAUCUCAACGUUCAUCUUACAAAGCUCCAUCACAAGGGAGAAACACAAACACAGACAGGAAAACCUUGGACUGCGAGUAACUUGGUCUGCGAGUGUUUUGCAAGACGAGCAAAUUUGUGAAAUAAAUAUUUAUUUGAUAAACGAGCGAGGUCUUGCAAUACGAGUAGUACGUGUAGACGCUUUGUCUGCCGAGCGUCACGUGAUAACUACUGAUGUACGAGUGCUUUGAUAUACGAGUGCUUUGGAUUACAAACACGUUUCCAGAACGAAUUGUGCUCGCUAAUCCAAGGUGUUACUGUAGGUAAAAUUUGUGUUAACUUAAUUCCCGUGUACAAUAAUGCGGGUAAACCACAUGGGUUGAUGGGUGUGGUAACCUUUUCAGGGGAGCUCGACAACAUGUCUGCUGCACGUUGGAAUGCUUGGAGGGGCGGUGUGGAGGCGUUGCUGUUGCCCUUUCGUGACACCUGUGACUUCUUGGCAGAUCAGAAUCUUUAUUGAGACCGCAGCAGGAGGAAUCUGAUCAGCUAUGAGGCUCUUCUGAACAGAUGCCCAGACGCAGAUGGAUGGCACUGCGCUUUGUUUGAUGAUCGCAUUGCCGCGUGAAAUUCGAUUUCGCUAAUCGUAAAAAAAAACGGUCCACAAUUUUUCGAUUUAAAGCUUUUGUGACUGCAGGGAUUCAUCUUAUUGGUUCUUUCGGUAAAGUCAAUAUGCUUAAUUCCGCGGUUGAUAUGUAAAUACCACCUACACAUUUCACAAGGAGUGACUAAUCCCAUAUCUGCAUUUUCCAUCAAUAUGCUUAAUUCUGCUGUUGAUAUGUAAACUCCUUUGUCAAGGCGCUCUCCUCUAACCCAGCUUAAAUAUACGCUGCCAAGCUUGGCGGUGUUCAUUCGGACGCUGUCUUUCCGACAUCUCUGUUUCUUCACCUGAGGACGGCUGCUUGUGUUGUGGCCGAAACGUCGUGAGAAUUUUUAUUUGAUGUUGCAUUAUUUUAUUUUUUCCCUUCUACGUGACUUUACCGAAAGAACCAAGAAGAUGGGUCCACAAUUUGACGAUUGCGUGAAUGUAAAACGUCGUAAACCGAUCGUUCGUAAACAUGGAGGCCUGCGACCUCUUUCGUUAUCCUCCACUUCACUCCAGCAAUGGGCACUAGAUCGCAGUGGCAAUACCUAUCAAGUGUACGUUUUCGAGUGGCAUGUCCUAUUGUAUCUACCAAUUCCCUUGAGCAGCAAUGCUGACGAUUGCUUUCCGCACUUAUGAUUUGCAACACUUUCCAAGUCGACGUGUUCAACUGGCUGUAAUCCCGAUGUGGCAGAUCACUUGAGCGGCGGGGGGCGUUUGAUUAUUAUUUCCUAGUGCUGCAAAGAUAGCAAAAAGGUGUUCAAAGUGUAAAUUGUGGCAAUACCCAUUCAAUGCGACGGCAUUCCAUAGUGUUCAUAGGCGGCUACGAUUUAAGUUUCCCGGCUUGCUUUGAGGCAUGGGGGGUACUGGAUGUCCGAGUGCGCCCUGGCGAACGUGGCGGCUUGCUUUGUGGAACGCGGGCAAUUAAACAGGAAUGUGAAUACGGCGGUGCUGGUUGGUGCUGGUUGGUGCUGGUUGGUGACUGACUUCUGUGACCUCACAAAGGCGGCAGUGGCAGCAGCAGCAGCGUUGUGAGCGAAGUGACUUGGAUUGCGAGUCCGGGAAAACCUCGCUUCAUACACGAGUUGGGGAUUCUGGAUGUUUCGCGAGUUGCGAAAUGUCGUCCUGGACACUAAUUCGCUAUCCGCGACCCGCCGGACUCCAGAAUUCGCGAGUGUACAUCCAGUAGAUCAUCGGUCAUUCAGUAGAUCGUCGAUUAUACAGUAGACCAUCGAUUAUCCCAGCGGCUUCGGAGUGGAGGGGGGUAUCGGAUUUUCAAAAACGUCGGAUAAUCGCGAUGAAUCGUUAUUUAAAAUAUCUAAUUUUUGCACAUUCUUGCAUAACAUGUUUGUAGGUGUUGUGUUUAUGUUCUGUAGUGUUUAAAAUGUUUCCUAUGUGAAAUUGGCUUUAAAUAAACAUACAAAUAGACGAAAAUAAA
Lethenteron reissneri (Far Eastern brook lamprey) is the source of this 8025-nucleotide messenger RNA. Its product is annotated as mediator of RNA polymerase II transcription subunit 12-like. The record is from RefSeq and is a predicted model, not a curated record. Lineage: Eukaryota; Metazoa; Chordata; Hyperoartia; Petromyzontiformes; Petromyzontidae.